Molecule: messenger RNA, 1174 nt
Organism: Paramecium pentaurelia
Lineage: Eukaryota; Ciliophora; Oligohymenophorea; Peniculida; Parameciidae
Source: the annotation of a GenBank genome assembly
AUGGGCUUAUAUAUUUCAAGGUUUUGUAAAUACUUUAGAGGAAAAGAAUCAAGAGUUUAUUAAUAACAAAAUUCAGGAUCUAUUUCAUAACACAGAUCAAAAAUAUUAGUAUAAAACAACUCUGAUGGUUAUGAUUCAGAGCCAGAGUAACAUUUUCAUCAUACUGAGUCACUUGUAAAAAUUUAAUGGAAAAAAGGAGAAUUGAUAGGAUAAGGGUCUUUUGGGAGAGUUUAUAAAUGUAUGGAUAUAAAGACAGGAAGAAUAUUAGCUGUAAAAUAAAUUGAAUUAGGUUAUGUGGAUAAAGAAAGUUUAGAAUCGUUUCAUCAAGAAAUUAAAAUACUUCAACAAUUGAAGCAUAAAAACAUAGUUGAAUAUUAUGGAUGUGAUGAGGAUAAACAUCAUUUGAGCAUUUUAUUAGAAUAUGUAGGAGGUACCAGUGUGCAUUAUCAAAUCAGGUGGCUCCAUAACCCAUAUGAUGAAGAAAUUUAAGUUCAAUCUAAUAGAACCAGUCAUUCAGAAGUAUGUCACAGAUAUACUCCAUGGUCUUGUUUAUCUACAUAACAAAGGAAUCAUUCAUAGAGAUAUCAAAGGUGCAAAUAUAAUAGUUGAUACCAAAGGAGUCUGUAAACUCGCAGAUUUUGGAUGCAGUAUCAUAGGAUUGAAUGCUUAUUCAUUAAAGGGAACUCCCAAUUGGAUGGCUCCAGAAGUAAUCAAUUCCUAAGAAACAGGAAGAUACUCAGAUAUUUGGAGUCUAGGAUGUACAAUCAUAGAAAUGUUAACUGGCAAACCUCCUUGGGGAAGAUUUCAAUCUCCUAUGUAAGCAUUAUUAACCAUUUCUUCCAAAUAAUGUUCGCCGCCUAUUCCUAUUAAUAUAUCUUCAAAUCUAAAGGAUUUCUUAGAUAAAUGUCUUUAAUUUGACCAUAAAAAAAGAUGGAAAGCUAAGUAGUUAUUAUAACAUCCCUUUAUAAUUUUUAUGCCAAAAAAAAUAUCUAAGACAGAUUAAUUUACACCUCUAUAGAAACCUACAGAAGAACACAACAAUUUCGAUCUUCAUGUGGCUCCAUAAUUAGAAGAUAUUAAAAAAGAUGAAGAAUAUUUAGAUAGAGAAUCUUAUCCGAUGAUUCUUUCUAAAAGAUCUUCUGGAGUAAGCGAUGAAAAACAUUUAUAGUAUUGA